This is a messenger RNA of Eremothecium gossypii ATCC 10895, 2190 nucleotides long. RefSeq names its product lanosterol synthase ERG7 (gene ERG7). Bases 1 to 2190 code for a protein of 729 amino acids. NCBI's taxonomy places the organism in Eukaryota, Fungi, Ascomycota, Saccharomycetes, Saccharomycetales, Saccharomycetaceae. The transcript has a single exon. Gene Ontology annotation, molecular function: lanosterol synthase activity. The record is from RefSeq and is marked provisional. Gene Ontology annotation, cellular component: lipid droplet. Gene Ontology annotation, biological process: ergosterol biosynthetic process; triterpenoid biosynthetic process.
AUGCUAUACUCAGAUGAACUAGGAUUGCCAACUACCGACUCGAGGCGUUGGAGGCUUUUCUGCGAUGAGGUGGGUGCGGAGCGGUGGGAGUACAUGGAUGAGCAAGAGACAAGCAAGGUUCCGCAAACGACGUGUGUGCAGUGGUUGCUGAAUGUCCCGAGCUUUCCGACACCUGAACCAGAGGUGAGCAGUAAAGACCAGGGAUUUACUGCGGCAAAUGCGGCGUACAACGGGGCGCGGUUUCUGGGCCUGCUGCAGGACGAGGCUUCGGGCACGUUCCCCUGCUCGUACAGGGGCCCGAUGUUCAUGACUAUCGGGUAUGUGGUGGCGAUGCAUGUGGGCGGGGUGGUAAUCCCUGAGCCUCAGCGGCGGGAGCUAGUGCGCUACGUGGUGAACACGGCACACCCUGUCGACGGCGGGUGGGGAUUGCAUUCGGAGGACAAGUCGACUGUGAUGGGCACCGCGCUGAACUACGUUCUGCUGCGGCUCUUAGGGAUGGAGCGCGAACACAUCGUGAUGCAGCGGGCGCGGAAGACCCUGCUGCGCAUGGGGGGUGCUAUUGGCUCGCCGUACUGGGGUAAAGUGUGGCUUUCCGUGCUCAAUUUAUACAAGUGGGAGGGCGUGAACCCAGCGCCACCAGAGCUAUGGCUGCUGCCGUACCAGUUUCCUUAUCACCCGGCUCGCUGGUGGGUACAUACGCGUGCUAUCUUUUUGCCGAUGAGCUACCUGGCAGGGGUCCGCUACCAGUGUGCUCUGACGCCAUUACUGGAGGAGAUCAGGUCCGAGAUAUUUACGAGGCCAUUCGAAGAGAUUGACUUUGCUGCCAACAGGAACAAUGUGUGCGGUAUUGACCUCUACUACCCGCAUACGACCGUACUUAACACGCUCAACAAAUGCAUUGUGGGGUAUGAAAAGUACUUGCGCCCCAACUGGCUACUAAAAUACUCUCUUAACAGAAUAUAUGAGCUGAUUAAGAUGGAAAUCCAGAAUACUGACUACCUCUGUAUUGCACCGGUUAAUAAUGCUCUGAAUGCCAUUGUAACGUGUAUCGAAGAGGGCCCUGACUCAGCGGAGUUCGGUCGCUUUCUUGACAGAUUUAAGGAGGUCCUGUUUCUCGGUCCUCAAGGCAUGCUGGUAAUGGGAACUAACGGUGUUCAAGUGUGGGAUUGUGCCUUCUAUAUACAGUCAAUGUUUGCCGCCAACUUGCAAGACAAGCCCGAGUUUUAUGAAAACAUCGUUAGGGCGUACCGCUUUCUCUGUCGUUCACAGAUCACUGAUGAUUGUGUUCCCGGCAGCUACAGGGAUCCUCGUAUUGGUGCUUGGCCCUUUUCUACUAAAACCCAAGGUUACGCAGUUUCAGAUUGUACGGCUGAGGCGGCCAAGUCUGUCUUGCUUGUGCGGAAUUCUCCAGUUUUCAAGGAGGUGCGGGACGAGAUAUCGAGCGAGAAGCUGCAAAAGGCCAUUGAUGUGCUUUUGGGUUUGCAAAAUCUUGGAUCAUUCAAGUAUGGCUCAUUCGCUUCUUAUGAGAAGAUCAGAGCGCCAUUAUCGAUUGAGAGUUUGAAUUCUGCGGAGGUGUUUGCUAAUAUAAUGGUUGAGCAUCCGUAUGUUGAAUGUACCGAUUCAUCCGUACUAGGCUUAUCGUUCUAUCGCAAAUACCACGAUUAUCGCCAAGAUGAGGUCGACCACGCCAUCAAGAUCGCUGUCAAGUUUAUAAAGAGUGCCCAAGAGAAGGAUGGUUCGUGGUAUGGAUGCUGGGGUAUUUGCUAUACAUAUGCUGGAAUGUUUGCGCUUGAAGCGCUUCAUAACGCCGGCGAAAGCUACGCGGACUCGGAAGUAGUAAAGAAGGGGUGUGAGUUUCUGGUAAGCAAGCAGUUGCCCGAUGGCGGUUGGAGUGAGACAAUGAAAUCUUCAGAACUGCACACGUACGUCAGUGACAAGAGGUCAUACGUUGUUCAAACUGCAUGGGCUUUGAUUGGUUUGCUGCUAGCCGAUUAUCCGGAUAGAAAAGUGAUUGACCGUGGCAUUCAACUGCUUAAGGAAAGACAAUUGCCCUCUGGUGAAUGGAAGUAUGAGAGUAUUGAGGGUGUUUUCAAUCAUUCAUGUGCCAUUGAGUACCCAAGUUACCGAUUUGUGUUUCCAAUAAAGGCCCUAGGAAUCUAUAGCAAAAAAUACGCCAAAGACGCUUUGUAG